AUGAAAUUCGUUUUAUUGUUAUUGUAUUCAAUUUCUUUUUCAGGUGUGCAAAGUGAAAGGGUUGAUGUGAAGAACAAAUGCAUAUGUUCCAAAAUUUAAACAAUUGAGGAGUGUAAUAUAGAUUGUGAAUGGAAUUAUGUUGAAGGUACGUGCAGGGAUUCAAAUCUUCCCUUAUUAAGAACAAGCUAUUGUAAAUAUUAGAAUGAUAAUUGUAAUAAGAAGAUUGGUUGUGCUAAUUAUUAAGGAAUAUGUGUUCCUUUCACUGGAUGCACGGCUAUUAAAUAAAACACAAAUUUUGAAUGUUAAAAAUAUUCACAACUUUGCAUAACAGAUGGUUCAAAAUGUGUUGAGAAAAGUAUUUGUGCAAAUUAUAAAACGAGAUUCUCUUGUCGAAAUAAUUAUAUUAAUUAUGAAUGGAAAGGAUUUUGUUAUUGGGACAAAUAGGAAUGUAGAAAUGCAUAAAGCUGCAAUGAAUUGUCCUUUAGCUUAAAAAAUGAUGCAGAAUGUAGAAGUUAAUUAAGUUGGUGUACAUUCAAAUAAGGAGGAGGUUGUGAAGAUUCAGGAGAAUAAUGUAAAGAUCAUAAAUUAGAACAGCAAUGUGUUACAAAUAAAAAGGGAAAUAUUAAUUGUUAUUGGGAUGGGAAAUAAUGUAAUGAUUUUAUUUGUAAGUAUAUUACAAAAGAUUGUAUAAAAAAUGGAUGUUCAAUAGAUUAGGAUUCAAAAUGCAUUGAUAGAUUAGAAUGUAAUGAUUAUAAGGUUGAGAAAUCUUGUACUUAUAAUAAAAAUAAUAUUUAAUGUAUGUGGGAAAAUAACACAUGUAGUAUUAAAUCAUGUGAGAAUGCAAGUACAACAAGAUAAACAAAUUAAUAAUGUUAAGAGAUUGAUCCUUAAUGUAUUACUAAAUUUGGAGGUGGCUGUAAGUUAAAUGGAGAAUGUGAAGCUGCAAAUAACAAAGCUGGAUGUUCUUUCAAUAAGAGAGGGGAUUUUUGUUAUUGGAAUGGAUAUUAAUGUGUAUUAAAAUAAUGUUAAUGGGCACCUGCUGCAUUUAAGAAUAAAGAUUAAUGUAAGAAUUUCUAAUCCGAUUGUGUUUAUAAUAAUUAAACCUAAUAAUGUAUAAAAGAGGGAUGUUAUGCUUAAUAAAAUCAAACAACCUGCACUUAAUCUAAAGAAUGCAAUUGGUAAAAUAAAUGUGAUAUAAAAACUUGUGAGACAGCUGGAAAAAACAUUAAGUAUAUUUCCCACGAGGAUUGUUGGAAUUAUUUAUCAAAUUGUACAUUAAAUGAUUCAGGAAUAGGAUGUAUGAUGAUCAAAUAUUCAUGUAAUGAAUAUGAUAGAUAGGUUCAAUGUUAUCAAUCUCUUUAGAGUAAAUGUACUUGGCACUAAAAUUAAUGUAUGAAUAGUUAAUGUGAAUAUUUAAAUUAUAAGACACAUUUUGAAUGUAAUAAUUAUUUAUAAAAUUGCACAACUGAUGGUAAUAAAUGUAUUUAACUAAAAUCAACAUGUAAAUAAUACACUUUAGAAUAAUCAUGUAAUAUUACUUCUUCAAAAUUUCCUUGUUUUUGGUCAAAAAAUGAAUGCCAAGAUAUAACUUGUAAUCUUGUUGAAAAAACUUAUAAGUUUAAUACUCAUUAAGAAUGUAAUUCUUAUUAAUCAUAAUGCACUGUCUUAGAUAGAAUAACAGGUUGUAUUAUCACUCCAAAUGAUUGUGGGUUAUUAAAUUAAGAUUAAUGUUUUGGAAGUAAAUGCAUAUUUUCUAAUGGAAUAUGUAGGGAUAAAUAAUGUAAAGAUUAUAAAGGGGAUAUCACAUAAUCUAAUUGUGAAGCUUAUAUUACAGGUAAAAAAUGUAUGAGAGGUCCAGGAUUAAUUCCAAAUAGUUGUAUUGAUAGAGUUAAUAAUUGUAAAGAUAUUAAAAAUGAAUUUUAAUGUGAAGAUGCUAAAGAUAUUAAUAAUUAAAAAUGUCGAUGGGUAUUUUUAAAUUGUAUAGAUUGGUCUAAAAACUUAAAAAGGAAAGAAACUAAUUGUUAAGAUGGUUGGACAUCUUAUGAGAAUGAUACUACUUUAUGUGUGAGAGAUAAGAAAUGUGAUGAUUAAGGAAUAGCAACAAAUGUUGGAUACACAAAUGAAAUAUGUGAGGAUUAUUUUGUUAUGUGUAUGAAAGAUACUGAUAAUGCUUGCAAAUUAAAAACAACAAUUUAAUCAAAUGGAUGCCCAUUUUAUGUAAGCAAAAUUAAUUGUAUUUCAUAAACAAAUUGUUAUUGGACAAAUGAUAAUUUUUGUAAGGUUAUAACUACUGAAUGCAGUUCAUUAAAUACAUAAGAUUGUUCAGGUAAUAAAGAUAUAUCAGGAACAUUUUGUAAAUGGAAUGAUGUAUCUAAUUAAUGUGAAGAUAUUUGUGCUUCAUUAGUACCAGUAGGUUAAAAAUGCUCGAGUUUAGAUUCUAAAUGUGUAAUUAAAUUUGGUUCGCCUGAUAAAUGUAUUAAAUUAAAAGCAAGUUGUACUGAUUAUAUUGUUUCACAAAUAGAAUGUGAAGAUGAUUCUAGAUGUGUAUACAAAGAUGAUAAGUGUUUAGAAAAAUAAUGUUCUGAUAUUACAGAGAAUUUUACACAUGCAUAAUGCAAUUCAUAUAAAUUAGAAUGUACUGUAGCUUAUCCAGGAGGUUGCACUAAUUUAUUACCUAAUUGUACUGAUUAUAAAAGUUAAAUUUAAUGCAAUAUUAAUGAUAAAUCAAAAAAAUGUUUUUGGACAGAAUCUAAAGGAUGUAUAGAAAAAAAAUGUUCAGAGAUUAUUUUUGAUCCAAACGAACAAAAAACACAAUGUUUAUCAUUUUAUACUGAUUUAACUUGUAAUAUAAAUAAUUCAGAAAAUGGAUGUGAAGAUUUAAGAAUUUCUUGUGAUAAAUAUAAAAAGGAAAAUUAGUGUUAUAAAUAAUUAGAUUAAUAUGAAUGUUUAUGGGAAGAAGAAAAAUGUUAGAAGGCUGAAUGUUACAACAUAGUGUUAGAUAAUUAUUCUCAUAGUGAAUGCUAUGGAAAAUAUAGUAAAUUAUAAUGUACUAUAAAUGAUACAAAGAAUGGAUGUAUGGAAAUGAAGACAAAUUGUAGAAAGUAUUUGAUUGAAGAACAAUGUAUAAAGACAUUUAAUAAUGAGGAUUGUGUUUGGAAUUAAUUGUAUUAAGAAUGUAAUUACAAAACUUGUAAAGAUGAGAUAGAAGAAAAUGUAAAGUGUUCUGACUAUCAUCCGACUUGUAUAGAUAUAUAAUAUCCAUGUAGAGAGAAAGUUUGUGAAGAUUAUUAAUUUUAUAAUGAUGAAGAUUGUAGAAGGUAUAAUCCAAAAUGUACAUCUAAUGGUCGUUUUUGUAUAUAGAGAGGAACAUGUGAAUAAAACUAAUAUGAAUAAGCUUGCAACAUUGAUAUAAAUAAUAGAUAUUGUGGUUGGAAUUCUGGAAAGAAUUAAUGCAAUUAUUUAUAAUGUUCGGAUGCUCCAAAUGAAUUGAUAUAUUCUUAAGAUUGUGAGAAGUAUUUUCCAAAUUAGAAUUGUGUAACUAAGUAUGGAGGAGGAUGUUUAAUCAUAACUAGUUGUUCAGAUUACACAAUAUAAGGAUAAUGUGAUGAAAGUAAAUUGUUUUAAUGCAUUUGGGAGAAUGAAAUUUGUAGAUAAAAAGUAUGUACAGAUUUUAAGAGUGGAAAUAUUUUAGAAUGUCAAUCAAAACAAUUAAAUUGUAUUACUGAUGGUAAUACUUGUAUUGAAAUGAGAUAUUGUUCAUAAUUAUCAUAGUAGAAUUGUUUCAUUGGGAUUGAAGGUAAUUGUUUAUUUUUGAAUGGUCGUUGUUAAGCUUAUUAAAAUUGUUAAUCAAUAUAAUUAAAAACACAUUUAGAAUGCUAUGAUAAUUUAUAAAAUUAAUGCACUUCAAAUGGAACACAUUGUAUAUCUAUUACUGCUUGCGAUGAAUAUAUUGAUAAAAUAUCUUGUAUUAAAGGAAUAGAUGGAGAUUGUGCUUGGUAAAACUCUAAAUGUUCAAAGUUUACAUCUUGUGAUAAUUACUUAUUUAAAACUCAUUAAGAAUGUAACUCCAUUAAUUAAAGUUGUACUACUAAUGGAUUAAAUUAAUGUAUCGUACUUUAAGAAUGUUCCAAAUAUAUCAUUUAAGAAAAUUGUUAACUUAAUGUAAAUGGGAUUAUUAAGAAAAAUGGUUUAAUCAUUUAAUUAGCCACAUGCUUAUGGAUCGAUGGGUAAUGUAUAAAUCCUAGAUGUGAAGAUCUUUAUGGAACUGAUCAUUUAAAAUGUUAUUAACAAUUAUCAAGUUGUACAACUAAUGGAAUCAAGUGCAUUAAAAUGGAAACAACUUGUUCAAAUUAUCCAAUGGAUAUUUGUGGAUCAACGUUUAGUUAAUAAGGUAAAUGUUUUGUCAAUAAUUCCUCAUGCACUCUAUUUGAUUGCUCAAGUGUUCUUACAGAUACUUAAUGCAAAAAUUUAUCCCAUUGUUAAUUUAUUAAUAAAUAAUGUCAACUCUUUUAAUAAUGUCAAAAUUACAUUACAGAAAAGGAAUGCACCAUAGGAACUGAUGGAUAAUGCCUCUUUAAAAACUCUAAAUGUUUAUUAAUGAAAUCAUGCACUGAUACAAAUCUAUAAGAAUACUGUGAUCCAAAACGUUGCUAUUAUAAUAGUACUUCUAAAUCAUGUUAAGAAUUCAUUUGUGAAAAUUAUGGACUUUAAAAUCCAUGUAGACCAUUUUAUGAUUAUAGUAAGACCAUACUUACCUAUUGCGUUUUUGAUUAUAAAAAUAGUAAAUGUACAGAAACUACUCCUAAUAAAUAUAAUGUUACUGACUGUUACACUAAAUCAUUAGGAUAUUUUAUAAAUUAAAAUAAUAUAUGUAAAUCUUGUUAUUUUAAUCCUUUAAAUCCUCUUCCUCCAGAUAGUAAUAUCAAUAAAACAAAUAAUACCAAUAAUACCAAUAAUACCAAUGAUACUGUAGAUAUAUAUGGAUUUAUAUCUAAUAUCAUAUUAAUUGGCUUAUUAAUUAUCAAUUGA
Paramecium sonneborni is the source of this 5028-nucleotide messenger RNA. The record is from the annotation of a GenBank genome assembly. Lineage: Eukaryota; Ciliophora; Oligohymenophorea; Peniculida; Parameciidae.